This is a messenger RNA of Passer montanus (Eurasian tree sparrow), 5404 nucleotides long. RefSeq names its product ADAM metallopeptidase domain 12 (gene ADAM12). Bases 65 to 2854 code for a protein of 929 amino acids. Gene Ontology annotation, molecular function: metalloendopeptidase activity. Gene Ontology annotation, biological process: proteolysis. NCBI's taxonomy places the organism in Eukaryota, Metazoa, Chordata, Aves, Passeriformes, Passeridae. The transcript has 22 exons. The record is from RefSeq and is a predicted model, not a curated record.
UAUAUUAUGGGGCUGCUCUCCAGCCCCAGCUGAUGAAAGUUUGUCUCCCUCAGUCCGGGCUGCGAUGUCAAAGCGCCUCCAGGCAGCGCAGCCGCGCUCCCCCCGCGCGCUGCCCGCGGCCCGGCUGCCCGCGCUGCUGCUGCUGCUGCUGCUCGGCCCGGGCUGCCUGCUCCCGGCAUCGCCCCGAGCCCGCGGUGAAAAUGUGGACAGCAAAGUGGAGUCCCCAAGGCUGCAGGUGUCAAAGGAGCAGCCCAAAGAUUAUGAGAUAACAAUUCCCUUCCUGUUGAAUGGAGAGCAGUGGAGACCAGUGAAUGGCAUUUAUUCAAAGAACCACCCGGCACUGCUGCAGUUUGUAAUUCAAGCUGAAAAUAAACAUCUGGUCAUCGAUCUGGAGAGGAAUGAGGGCCUGCUGGCCAGAGGCUUCACAGAGACCCAUUACCUGCAGGAUGGCACUGACGUGGUUCUCACACGCAAUCACACGGGUCACUGCUUCUACCACGGCCAGGUCCAGGGGUCCCCCGGCUCCUCCGUCAGCCUCAGCACCUGCUCAGGACUCAGGGGAAUUAUUGUGUUUGAAAACAUCAGCUACAUUCUGGAGCCAUUGGAAGGUGCUACAGGCGAGCACAAGAUCUACCGAGCGGAGAACCUGAGAGUGGCCCCGGGCUCUUGUGGCCACCAGCUGGACGUCCCUGCCACGAUGGCUGCUGCCACUGCCACCUCACAGCGUCCUCCAGCCGGCAGGUACAAGAGGGAGACUCUGAAGACAACGAAGUACGUGGAGCUUGUUAUUGUGGCAGAUAAUCGUGAGUUUCAGAGACAAGGCAAAGAUGUGGAAAAAAUUAAGCAGAGGCUGAUAGAAAUUGCAAACUACGUUGAUAAGUUCUACAGGCCACUAAACAUCCGAGUGGCCCUGGUGGGAGUGGAGGUGUGGAAUGACAUGGAUAAGUGCUCCAUUUCCCAGGACCCUUUCACCAGCCUGCAUGAGUUCCUGGACUGGAGAAAGCUCAAACUCCUGCCUCGGAAAGCCCACGACAACGCACAGCUGAUCAGCGGGGUGUACUUCCAGGGAACAACCAUUGGCAUGGCUCCCAUCAUGAGCAUGUGCACAGCAGAGCAGUCUGGAGGGGUCGUCAUGGAUCACUCAGAAAACCCUCUGGGUGCAGCAGUGACGCUGGCCCAUGAGCUGGGGCACAAUUUUGGGAUGAAUCACGACACGCUGGAGAGGGGCUGCAACUGCAAAGCUUCCACUGAUAAAGGGGGCUGCAUCAUGAACCCCUCCACUGGCUACCCAUUCCCCAUGGUCUUCAGUAGCUGCAGUAGGAAGGACCUGGAAAACAGCCUGGAGAAGGGAGUGGGAAUGUGUCUCUUUAACCUGCCUGAGGUCAAGGAGUCCUUUGGAGGCCAGAAGUGUGGGAAUGGCUACGUGGAGGAUGGAGAGGAGUGUGACUGCGGGGAGCCUGAGGAAUGUACAAACCCGUGCUGCAACGCAACCACCUGUGCCUUGAACCCGGGAGCAGUGUGUGCACAUGGGCUCUGCUGCGAGGACUGCCAGCUCAAACCAGCAGGGAUCUCCUGCAGAGAGUCGAGCAAUUCCUGUGAUCUGCCCGAGUUCUGCACGGGGGCCAGCCCACAGUGCCCGGCCAACGUUUACCUGCACGACGGGCACGCGUGCCACGGGGUGGAUGGCUACUGCUACAACGGCAUCUGCCAGACCCACGAGCAGCAGUGCAUCACCCUCUGGGGCCCAGGUGCAAAACCCGCUCCUGGGAUCUGCUUUGAGAGAGUCAAUUCUGCCGGAGACCCUUACGGCAACUGCGGGAAAGACUCCAAGAGCUCCUUUGCCAAAUGUGAACCCAGGGAUGCGAAGUGUGGAAAAAUCCAGUGUCAAGGAGGAGCAAACCGACCCGUCAUUGGUACCAACGCAGUUUCCAUAGAAACCAACAUCCCACUCCAGGAGGGUGGCAAGAUCCUGUGCCGUGGCACCCACGUGUAUUUGGGGGAUGAUAUGCCUGACCCUGGGCUGGUGCUGGCAGGAACCAAGUGUGAAGAUGGAAAAAUUUGCCUGAACCGCCGGUGCCAGAACACCAGUGUUUUUGGAGUCCAUAAAUGUGCCACCAAGUGCCAUGGACGUGGGGUCUGCAACAACAAAAAGAACUGUCACUGUGAGGCUGACUGGGCCCCCCCCUUCUGUGACAAGCCAGGCUUUGGUGGCAGCGUGGACAGUGGGCCCAUCAGACAGGCAGACAAUAAGAGUUUGACCAUAGGAGUGUUGAUAACCAUCCUGUGCCUUAUCUUUGCUGGAUCAAUCCUGUACCUCAAAAGGAAGACGUUCAUGAGGUGGUUGUUUACAAGCAAGAAGACAACAAUAGAGAAAUUAAGGUCUGUGAGUCCAGCAAGACCUUCCAGUUCAUCUGAGCCAAAUCAUGUCCAUACCAUAUGUGUGAGUAAAAACCUCAUUGUGAAGCCACAAAAUACAGCCAUACAAAAAAGAGACAGCCCCAGGCGGCCGCUGCCGUAUCAGAUCAUCGACAUCAGCAGCCCCGUGAAGACACACGAGGUGCCACCAUUAAAAACACCCCAGAGAGUCCUGCCACCCCUUCCCCAGCUGCCAGGCCACCAAGCUGGGCCUGAGAGACCCCUGCCAGCUAAUCCUUCACUGAGGCUCUCCCAGGAGCCCCCCAAGCCCAGCGCCCCUCGGAAGCCUCUCCCCGCGGACCCCCUGGGCCGAGCGCGCCCGGGCCGCGCCAGGGCCCUGCCCCACGCCUCCCCUGCCAGGUCAGUGCUCACCCUGCUGCCAAGGAAUCCAGCUCGUGCAUUUGCCAUCUGUUUGGAACCCCGCGGUUCAUCACUGUAACCCAAACUCCAUACACAGUGUCAGCUGCUCCUUCCCCAUUUUGGGCAGACACAGCAAUUCCUCGCCAGGCCUGGCGAUCAAGGACACCUCGCUGCCUCAGGGCUCAGAAGUGUCAACAAAACUGUGUUUUGUGGGGGACAAAACUUGAGGUAAAUGACUUAAUUAACUGAAGCUGUAAUUAGAAUAUUAACCCCCAAUAUGCAAAUGGCCCAAACUUUAAAAAGUGUGAAAACGCAUCACCCAUUUCUGGGUGUAGCCCCUGGGGGGUCUUCAUCUGCCCAAAAUGUGCCUGAAGUUCCUUCAAUAAAUAUAACCCCUUUUUAUUCCCUUAAUUUUGUCUGGCCUCUGGUUUUAGGUAGUUCCUAAAAGGUAUCAAUCCCAACACCUGGAUUUUAGCACUUCACAGCAACAUGGCUAAAAUGGCUCAAGGAACUGCUGCAACAAGCACUUCCAACACAAUUUCCAUCUCUAAUUUUACUUAUCACGCUGCUUCUCACUAGAAGUGCACCAGCACAGUUGCUCUGACUCCCACAGAAUAUGAGGAUUUAUAAUACCUGUGAAGGCUUGACUGUAAACACCUGGUGCAUAUUUACAAAACUAACAAAUAAUGAAUUUUCUCCUCAGACCUCCCCAUCUGAAUUGGAAUUAGGCUAAGAACUGAAUGCUGUUAAGAUCAGCCACCAAAAAAGUGAUUUCUUGAUCACUCAUUUCCCAAAGAAACAUGAGUUGACAUUAUCUGCAAAUACUAUCCAAACGAUUCAAAAAGCAUAGAAAUUGUGCACUUCAAAAAUAUAAUGUUUGAAAAAAAUAAUCAGGAAUUGGAAUAACUACACCCAAUGUUAGUGGGUUUAGUCCAUGCUGUUUUCUUACCCAAAAUUCCUCAGUUUCCUGUAAAUCAAGUGAGCUCCAAGGAAGAUAAAAGUGGUGUUUUAAGCUACAAGAAUUCUAGCAGUAAAGCACUUAAGUGCUCAGAAACAUUAAAAACAUAAUCAAUAUAGUCUCCUACAUUUUAGCAAAAAUACUGCACAAAGAAACUGAUUAAACUCCUUGCUGUCCAUUCCAGUCAGAUAUUCUGAAAGCAACAACAUUUCAAGCUGACUCUUACAGCUUUUGGAGACCACCUGGGAUUCUGCAACAUGACUGACAUUUUUGAUCAGGUACAAAAUUGAGGAGCACCCAGAGAAAUGGAGAUUAAGUAACAAUUUGCUGUUUUCUUUCUUUCCAACAGACCUGCUCCCAAACAUCCACCACAGGUAUCCAGGUCCAGCCACACUAUGGAUGUGAAAUGAGUAGAAAACCUGACACCUUUAUUUUAAAAAGUGAAGACAGAAGUUUGCACUAUCUUUCAGCUCCAGCUGGAGUUCAUUUCUAUGACAAUACUUAGAACUUUUAAUGUUUAAAACAGCAUUGUUUUUAAGAAUUCUGAGCUACUGCCUUUGGUGCUGUGCUGUGCUAUGGUGCUCUGUAUACUUGCUCAGGUACUUGUAAAUUAUUAAUUUAUGUUGAAUAUUUAUUACAGUGCAGUGCACUGUAGUAGAUAUUUUUACCAUAGCUGAGUUUUCCUAAAAAGGAAACCUUUUUGUUUGUAAUAUUUCACUGAACUUGAAUAAUUCUGCUCUGUUGGUCCUAUGUAGAUUUGAUAGUUUUGAUCUGUUCUUUAAGGAGUGCUGAUGCAGAUCAAUGAAAUGUGUAAACAGCUCCAUCUCAAUGGUCCUUACCCAACUUCUGAGUAAAUAUGGCAGGGUAAAAAGACAGAAUCUCUCCUGGAACUGGAUGAAAUGCCCAAGACCUGCAGACAGGGUGUAACCUGUAUGUAACCAAAGGCUCACUCUGUGUCUGCAGCUGUACUGUAAUCUCAAUUUUCAUGUUACUGUUUGACAUCUCCCAGAAAUCUCUGUGCUGAAAGAGGAUGCAUCCACCUGGGAGAAGUCCUCUCACUGAAGAAGUACUGUAUAUCACCAAACUGUGGUGGUUUUAACCUCAUUUUCCUCAAACACAGCCUGCCUAGUCCAUUUUAAUGCAGAUAUCAGGCCUCCCUGUGCCAUCUCCUCUUUGAUGCUUUGGUAAUUAAAUUCCACCAUCUCAUUGUUGUCCUGAUUAGACUGGCAGUGCAUUACACCCAGGGCUGGGGGAAAGCCAAGAAUUACAAAGAAUUACAUUUUAAAAAUCCACUUUUAUAUUAUUUCCUUUUGCCUCACUGCUCUGCUUAUCACCUGUAUUUUGCAUAUUUACUACUGUUUUGUAUUAAACUUCUACAACGUUGCUCCGGGUUUCUUAAUUCCCAAAUCAAAAUGUGUAUUUUAAUACAUAGACUUGGAUUAUCAAAAAAAAAAAAAAAAAAAAAAGAAGUUCAUCUCUGCUCUGUGAUUACACCUGAUCUCUUCUGUGCCUUCUCAGUAGCACUGCUGAACACAGUUUCACCUGUAAAAACAGCAAUUCUUAAUUAUCAGUUGAAGCAGAGGGAGAAGGGACUUAUCACCUUUAAUGGUUUCCUCAUUGCUUGUGGUUUUUGUUUCCUUAAGCAAAAAUAAAAGCAUUGAUAGAAACUCA